AUGGCCGCUUCGACUUCGACCUCCGGUAAUCGGGACCUCCCUGCAUCCAAGUAUGACCUAAGCACGUACUGGGGUCGGGUUAGGCAGUCCGCAGAGCUAUGCGAUCCAAGGACCCUGUUCGUGUCUGCAGACGGGCUGGAGAACGCAAAGAAACUGAUCGAGUCAUAUAAGGGUGGCCACCUGUUGUCCAUGACGCCGGAGUUAUGGCAUGCGAAGAAAGUGGUUGACUCAACACUUCAUCCUGAUACUGGCGAACCGGUCUUCUUCCCUUUUCGCAUGUCAUGUUUUGUCCUCUCCAAUUUGAUUGUGACGGCGGGCAUGCUCACACCUGGGUUGGGCACAACGGGAACACUUCUGUGGCAGAUAGGCAACCAGUCACUCAACGUUGCUAUCAACAAUGCCAAUGCCAACAAGUCCACUCCUCUGUCGACCUCUGCCAUGGUUAAAUCAUACCUCAUGGCCGUCUCGGCGUCGUGCUCUGUUGCCUUGGGUCUCAAUGCGGUGGUUCCGCGGCUGAAGGUGGCAGCCAACACCAAGCUGAUACUGGGCCGUCUUGUCCCCUUUGCUGCAGUGGCGACAGCAGGUGCCCUGAACGUCUUCUUGAUGCGCGGUGAGGAGAUCAGACAAGGCAUUGACGUCUAUCCUGCCGAGCCCAGGGAGCAGAGGACGGGCGCAGAGGCCAAGAGUGAGGGUGGUGAGAUGCAGAGUCUUGGGAAGAGCAAGAAGGCAGCCACUUUGGCCGUGGGUGAGACGGCUAUCAGUCGGGUGUUGAACUCGACUCCCAUUAUGGUUUUGCCGCCAUUGAUACUCGUGCGGCUGCAGCAGAUGCAGUGGUUGAGAGCCCGGCCACGACUGGUUCUCCCGGUCAACUUGGGUCUAAUCUUGACGACAUCCAUCUUUGCAUUGCCUCUGGCACUGGGAGCUUUCCCACAGCGUCAGGCCGUGCAAGCAUCCUCGCUGGAGGAAGAGUUCUGGGGCCGUGGUGGAAGCACCGGCCUGGUCGAGUUCAACCGUGGCAUCUAA
This is a messenger RNA of Nannizzia gypsea CBS 118893, 1023 nucleotides long. Its product is annotated as sideroflexin-5. Gene Ontology annotation, molecular function: monoatomic ion transmembrane transporter activity. Gene Ontology annotation, biological process: mitochondrial transmembrane transport; monoatomic ion transport. The transcript is spliced from 5 exons. Gene Ontology annotation, cellular component: mitochondrial inner membrane. The record is from RefSeq and is a predicted model, not a curated record. NCBI's taxonomy places the organism in Eukaryota, Fungi, Ascomycota, Eurotiomycetes, Onygenales, Arthrodermataceae. The coding region runs from base 1 to 1023 and encodes 340 amino acids.